Molecule: messenger RNA, 106 nt
Organism: Eimeria acervulina
Lineage: Eukaryota; Apicomplexa; Conoidasida; Eucoccidiorida; Eimeriidae
Exons: 1
Source: RefSeq, a predicted model, not a curated record
GCCUUUAAGCCCUCGGGUAAUAUCUGCAUUGGUGAAGGAAAUUCAUUUCCUUCCUUAUCUUUCACUCUGUCUCUACAACAGACUCGCAGCCUCUGCAAGCCCGUAA